UUUGCAUGUACUUUUAUCUUAUUUACUAUGAUUUGCGCUGAUUAUCCCACAAAAAUAAAAGAUAAGAGAGACUAAAUCAACUCGUUUCUACCUAUUACGGUAAAUGCCACACGCAGUAUGAAUGAAUUCUGUCUACGUUUCCACAUAACUUAAAUUUCAACCAAAAUGCUGGAUAAAACAAUCCUGGUCACCGGAUUCGGACCUUUCGGAGUCCAUAACAUAAAUGCCAGCUGGGCAGCUGUCCAACUACUGGACGAUUUGCAUUUCGACGGAUAUAAACUGAUAAAACAUGAAAUUCCAGUGACUUACGAAUAUAUCGAUGGAAAUAUUGCGCGCUUAUGGGAGGAAUACAACCCGACGUUCGUCCUCCAUGUUGGUGUGUCUGCGGAAGCUUCCGCUAUAACCUUAGAAUCCUUAGCGCGGCGGAAAUUCUACUGCAAAUCGGACGCCAAUGGUGUUUUCCACCCCACACGAGAAGUAUGCGCAAAGGAUGAAGGACCAGUCGUCCAUUUUCCUCAAAUUAACGUGGAAGACAUCGUCGCUGAACUGGACACCGAUACAUUACGCUUUGUUGAAUCAACCAACGCCGGUUUAUACCUCUGCGAGUAUCUUUUCUACACCUCUCUGAACGUAGACAACACACGCAUCCUAUUCACACACGUACCUCCGUUAAAUCAGCCUUAUUCCGCUGAAAAACUAGCAGAAGCACUUACAAAAAUCAUCCAUUCGGCAUUAAAACAAUUACCACUAGACGAGUAUUAGGGGGAGUCAAGUCAAAAUGGCGGCUGCAUCAACAUUAUCAUACAAUGUAAUAAUUAACAAUAAUUAAUCAUUCUUACGAGUAAUAAGUAGAUAUUUUUACAAUAUAUAAUGCAUUCAGCGUAAAUCCUAGCUAUGUUUAUGUCAUAAUUUCAUAAGAAUAAUAAAAGUUUUUGUUUUUU
Dalotia coriaria is the source of this 941-nucleotide messenger RNA. Its product is annotated as pyroglutamyl-peptidase 1-like. Gene Ontology annotation, molecular function: pyroglutamyl-peptidase activity. Gene Ontology annotation, biological process: proteolysis. The transcript is spliced from 2 exons. Gene Ontology annotation, cellular component: cytosol. The coding region runs from base 166 to 762 and encodes 198 amino acids. NCBI's taxonomy places the organism in Eukaryota, Metazoa, Arthropoda, Insecta, Coleoptera, Staphylinidae. The record is from RefSeq and is a predicted model, not a curated record.